Acanthochromis polyacanthus (spiny chromis) is the source of this 2220-nucleotide messenger RNA. RefSeq names its product pleckstrin homology domain containing, family J member 1 (gene plekhj1). The coding region runs from base 169 to 747 and encodes 192 amino acids. Gene Ontology annotation, cellular component: trans-Golgi network; recycling endosome; early endosome. Gene Ontology annotation, biological process: retrograde transport, endosome to Golgi; endosome organization; receptor recycling. The transcript has 6 exons. The record is from RefSeq and is a predicted model, not a curated record. Lineage: Eukaryota; Metazoa; Chordata; Actinopteri; Pomacentridae.
UGUGUCGCGGUGUUUAGCGUGAAGGAGGACACCGCUGUAUCCAUUUGAGCCCGAAAUGACCGAAACACUUCCGUCACAUUUCGACGACAUCAGAUAACGAAGCAGCGACGUGAACUUGACGGUAUAUACAUCAUAUUUACUACAUCGUGCUAUCGUUAAGCCGGCGCCAUGUCAUGUUUAGUGUCUGGGAAACGGGUCGAUCGUAGCCACAGUGUCCCGAGUCUGUCUGCGUCCAAACGGUGUGUAUCUGCGUCAGUGAUGCGUUUUCAACGAGAAGGAGCUGUGUCUCUGAGCCGCCAGCCCUCAGAGAUGGCAGCUGAACUGGGCAUGAAAGGCCCCAAGAAAGGAGACGGUAAGGCGGUUUGUAAAGAGAGACUGGUGAAACUGGUCGUCAACUUCCUCUUUUAUUUCCGGACUGAUGAGGAAGAGGUCACAAUUGGAGCUUUGCUGUUGGAGCAGUGUAGGGUGGAGAGGGAGGACAGCCAGACCUUCUCCAUUGCAUUUCUGGAUGAAGCAGAGAGGAAGUAUCUGUUUGAGUGUGACUCUGAGGAGCAGUGUGGGGAGUGGGUAGACUCCAUUAUCAAAGCGAGUUACGAGUUCAUGAGGAAGAACCUUAUAUUCUAUCGGACUGAAAUCCACAGGCUCACUGGGAAGGAUCCCUUGGAGCAAUAUGGUAUAUCAGAUGAAACUCGCUUCCAGGUCAGCAAUGGUCUGCAACUUAUGCCGCGAGAUACCUCCUCCCUGUAGACCAGCAUCCUGUGUCCAGAAAUACUUCAUUUUCAUUUUAGUUCACUCUGCCAUUCCUGUAUUCACUCCACACUGGUUUGAAACCCACAUGAUUAGCAUCCACACUUUAGCUGUUUAGUUCUUUACUUCUCUGCAAUAAAUGUGUUUAGUGUUCUCUCAGACUGGAGAAGGUUUCUGAGGCCAAGCGAUAUUACAACUCAGACUAUUCCUUCUGUGUUGCUGUCAGUUAUCACAGGUAAUGCAGGGCUUUGGACAACUCAACACUGUCUUAUUUUUUGGUUCCGGGGAAUUUUCCAUGCCAUUUUCAACUUUUGCCUCAAUUGUCAGUAUAAACCUGUUAAUCUAGUUUUCUACUGGACAUGCUGUACACUUGGACAAUGUUUGACAGCUUGUGAUUGUACCUAAACUGGGGUGUGACUUUCAUUCAGGACUAGGGUUUAAUGAUUAGGUGAUAAUAUCUAAGUUUCAUAGAGAAAGUCAAGGUCACUUCAGUAUUCACCCUGUAACAGAUUUAAAAUAUGUGAAUAAGCAUUACUACGAGAUACCAUCUAUAGCAUUGGUGUCACACAAGCAGAAUGACAUGAAUUUGUAAAACCAUUUACACAACCGCUUAAACCCUGGGUUAAAUACGUAGCAUUGAUUUUGUAAUAAUUGUAGCCUUUGUGAUUUGCAAAUUACGUUGUCUCAACCUGCAUUAUUGAUUUGAAAUCAAUAAUUGUUCACCCUAUUCAGGACCAUUUGUCACGUGACCACAACUGCAUUUAACAGGAGUCAGUCCAGGACAUAUGAACAUUUGGUUUAAACCGGUGUUAAUCUAAUCUCAAACAGGGUGCAUUUACCCUGUGUAAAGCUUACAAUUAAUACCCUGAGUAAAUUAGAAAGCUGUUGACAGCAUUCCCGUCCUGAUUUGAACUACAUGAGCCCUUUGAGCUGCUGACUUGAGCCACAUAUUUGCUCAGUUUUUGUGAGAAAAACAUGCUUUUAGCUGUCCUGGUGUGUUUUUAUCAUGUAGCCCAUUUAAACUGUGUAGUUUAAAAAUCUUUACUUUUGCACAUAUUUCUGGGUGUUGAGUUUUUUUUUUUUUUUUUUUUUAAAUUAGAAUCACAGUAAUUUACUUGAACCUACUGUACCUUUUCUUUGGCACUUUGAAUCAGAUUCCUGUGACAAAGCUGUUGGACCAUGUUGGAAAACCAGGGUCUUGAUAUGAUUCUGAUAACACACCGACAUUUGCAGAAUUCCAGCAAAUACAUUUUGCUAUCAGUUAUAUUUCACUGUAAGGAUUUGUUGUAGUCUGCAAAUUGGUAAAAUAUUUAUGUCACAAGUCAAGAGUCUUUCUACAAAGAGCAUAUGUCAUUGAGUGUGUCUUCAUUUAAACUUUUGCACAUGGAAUGUGUUUAGUCUAUUUUUACUUAGUUAUAUUACACCUGUUUCACUGGUAUCUCUUUUUAUACUAAUAAAGCCAUUUGAAAGAUA